Messenger RNA from Paramormyrops kingsleyae, 2140 nucleotides. RefSeq names its product CMP-N-acetylneuraminate-beta-galactosamide-alpha-2,3-sialyltransferase 4-like. NCBI's taxonomy places the organism in Eukaryota, Metazoa, Chordata, Actinopteri, Osteoglossiformes, Mormyridae. Gene Ontology annotation, biological process: glycolipid biosynthetic process. The record is from RefSeq and is a predicted model, not a curated record. Gene Ontology annotation, molecular function: sialyltransferase activity.
GGUAGUGGUUUUGGCACGUAAUAUGGGCACGGGCGUGGUUUUGCCCCUACUGGGUUUGUAGAAACAUAGACGCUCCAGGCAGUGCGUGUGUUAGUCAGGCUGCAGAAGAGAGGGAGGUGGGGUCAGAACUGUAGUGAUUUGGACUGGGCUGCCAAAUGCUAAGCAUGAAUAAUUACAACCAAAGUCCAUGUGGGCGUCCGUCUUGCAUUAAGAUGGAGUGACCGCGACAACGCAGCUCAAGAAAGAGUGAAGAAAGAUUUAUUUCAGCUCCGAUGCCUUUCCUUGAAAAGGAAACUUCGGUUAGUCCGGAGACGUUGUCCCGUAAGAAUACUAAAAGUUGGCUCAUUAGAGUGAUGCUGCUAGGAAUGGUCUUUGUCUCCUACCAGUUCUUCUCCAUCCUGCAAAGUUUGGAAGAUUCCAGCACAUCCGCAUCUCUCUACCGUACCCCAUGUAACAGCUCCAGGUUAUGGGACAGCCUGAGUUUGAACGUGAGCAGAAACACGCGUCUCUUCCUGAGGCUGAAGGAAUUAUCCCGGAGGGACUUUUCAUCCAGUUUACCGCUGCCUUACGGCAUUAAUGCCAGUGAGAACAUCCUGAGGAACAUUUUUUCAGUCCUGCCCUAUGAUGACAUUCCUGAACAUCUGGAGAGCUCAAAGUGCAGAACCUGUGUGGUCAUUGGAAAUGGGUUCACCAUGAAGAACAAGUCCCUGGGGAACACCAUCAACCAGUACAAUGUGGUCAUCAGGAUCAACAACGGUCCCGUGAGGGGCUACGAGAAGGAUGUAGGCAACAAGACCACCAUGCGCUUCUUCUACCCUGAAUCGGCCUUCUACGACCCCAAAGUGCACAACGAACCGGAUACCCUCAUGGUGCUUGUGCCUUUCAAGCUAGUAGACCUGAUCUGGCUUAGGGACAUUCUGUACAAGAAGAAGAGGAUAGUACAGUGGGGCUUCUGGAAGCCACCGCCCCAGAUCUGGCUGGGCAGGACGUCUCAAUUCCGUAUACUGGAUCCCUUCUUCAUGCGCCACACAGCCAGCGAUCUGCUACAGGUUCCCUUCAGCCCGGAUGUAAUUGAGCAGAAAGCUGUCUGCCCAACCUCUGGGAUCCUAGCUGUCUACGUGGCUUUGAACUUCUGCAGUGUGGUCCACCUAGCCGGAUUUGGCUACCCCAGUGACAAGAACAACUUGAUUCAUUACUUUGGGAGAGACAUGAUGAACUGCAUGAUUGGAUCUCAGCACAACAUCACCCAUGAAGCACAGGUUCUGAGGAAGCUGGAGGACCAUGGGGUUAUUCAGUUCCUUGACCAGCACUAAUGACAAGGCACCCGGUCCUCUGGCAUCUGGGCUGUUACUGGAAGUGGGGGACCGCCUGGCUCUGGUCAUGUGACUGUGUUUGGCUUGUGACAGAGUGACUUUCAGUGCCCCGGCCAUCUACUCUCUCUGCACCCGUGAGUUUCACAUUCAUGGGGUAUGAGGAAGCGCCACCGAGUGGUUCGUAUCACUCACAAAGCCAGCUCAUCCAUUUCCUCGUAGCAGCACCAACUAUAUGAGACGGGUUCUUUUCAGAAGCUGCACACAGACCAUAAUCCCUGAUUUCACAGACUGCCAUUGACCCUCCUAAGAGCUGAUGUGUUGUUUUGAUUUCGUUUUCAGAUCCUUUGUGCUGAUUAUGGAAUAGCUUUAUUUUAUGUCUCUCCCUGUUUUGUGGAACUCGUCUCCAAAACUGCACAUAAAUAAAGUGCCAUUUCUGCAAUCUUCCUGUCACAUCUCCCUGGCUGCUUUUGCAAUAACUUUCCAUUCUGUGAAGUUGUUGUUGUUGUUGUUUCAGGCGAGAGUUCCUAUAGUGGCCACUAGAGGGAAGCAGAGUGCAGGGCAUACACUGGAUUUCACAAGAUUGAGGAUCUUUCCGAUGCACCCUUUCCUUAGCCAUCAAUAAUGAAGGAGAAUAGCUUAGACAUUCUCAAAAGUGACCCUACAGUAACGUUGAUGUAACUGUUACGGAUCACAUCAAUCUUAUGAGUGACCUUAUUUCCCUUUUACAUGCUGACAGAGCUUAACCCUGAGAUGCAUGGUCCAUUCUACAAACGCUUAUAUAUACCUUUAGGGACCCACCAUGUAAAAUAAAAAAAUCAAGCCACAAA